Messenger RNA from Bufo bufo (common toad), 1930 nucleotides. Its product is annotated as G-protein coupled receptor 39-like. Gene Ontology annotation, cellular component: membrane. Lineage: Eukaryota; Metazoa; Chordata; Amphibia; Anura; Bufonidae. The record is from RefSeq and is a predicted model, not a curated record. Gene Ontology annotation, molecular function: G protein-coupled receptor activity. Gene Ontology annotation, biological process: G protein-coupled receptor signaling pathway. The transcript has 2 exons. Bases 365 to 1528 code for a protein of 387 amino acids.
AAUGAAAGGAAAGGAGACAUGUUUGACAUCUCAAGAAGUAAAAUGACUGAGGAGGAGCGAAAAAGCGAGGAGAUGUCAAGCAGCAUGGAACAGAAGAGGUUGGAUUGAUGAUGAAGGAACAAGCUAUCCUAUAGACUUUGAUGACACAUUUUGUUUCAUCAUAAGAUACUACUGACAGCAAGAGGAGCACGGAAAUAUAUCUUCGUCUAUACCGAGACAUUGCUGCCGAUCCAUUUAGGAUGAAUCAUGUAAGAGAACUGCAAGAAAAUAUGAGGAUGAGCAUGUGUGGCUCCUCUUUUAUUUAUGGGGCCCACUGAGUAUUGGCCUGCACAUACGUAACCAACAUUUAAGGGAUAUAUCAUUUAUGGAAUCCUCUAUGCAAUCCCAUUAUAAAGAAGCGAUUGCAUUUAAUGCAUGUACUGCCAUACCUGACCUUGUUGUACCCAUGCCCCCUGUGACUGCUACCCCUGAGACCCCAGUCAAGCUUGGUGUUUGUGCCAAGUCUUUAGUGUCUUUGGCUUACCUCCUUCUACUAUUAGCUGGAAUUUUUGGUAACACUUUAGUCAUAAGGGUUCUGAGGAGCAUCCGUCAUGGACGAAGCGUUCAAACCUCACUUAUUCACCACAUAUGCAGCCUGGCAUGUUGUGACAUCUUACAGCUGGCACUGGGUAUACCAACUGAGCUGUAUUGUAGUAUCUGGAGUCCUUUUCCUUGGCCGCUGGGAGCUGCUGGGUGCUCUGGCUUCUAUUACCUAUGGGAAGUGCUUUGCUAUGCUGCCAUUUUUAAUGUACUGUCUUUGAGCUAUGAUCGGCACCGUGCAACCUGUCAACCUUUGAGUCUUCACGUGCAUCAGUCCUCAAAGGUGCGCUUACGGAUUUGUUUGCUGUGGAUAGCGUCCCUGCUUGCUGGUCUUCCUGUGCUUUUUUCCAUAGGCUUGGAAAACAUCACCAUUAAGGCAGUUGAAAAAAAGCAAGUAUCAGUGUGUACACCACUUAGCCCAUGGAUAGGGCUCUUCAAGGCCAGUGUUUGGGCAUCCUUCCUUACGUACCUGGGUGUGUUGUUGGCAGUGGCCAUAACCUGCUGGAACAUCAGGAGAACUCUGCGGGGGAACAGGAGUGACAGUCUGGUAAUUACAGGACCUAAUGGAUCCAUACAACUAUUGGGCAGGUUCUGUGGUGGACAUGUGGCUGUCCGCAGGCAAAAUGCCCAACUACUAGGCUGUAUCGUAGCCGUGCUAGCUGUGUGCUGGCUACCAUUCCAAUCCAGAAGGCUCAUGACUGUAUUGCGGAGUAAAGAUCAAUGGACAGAGACCUAUUACCAGUCUUAUAUCACCUUGCAGCCCAUUACUAAUAGUUUCUACUACCUCAGUGCUUGUCUUACACCUCUGCUCUACAACCUGACAUCCCGCAGCUUCCGAAGAGCCUUUCUGCAUAGGAUCACACCCUGCACAAAAGGGCCUCCUCCUGAAUCUGGAUCCUGGGAGACACAGGGAAGAGAUCAAGGAAUCAGGCUUUCUACAAUAGGAUGAGAAUCAAAGGAUAUGUUUUAGAUUCUAAUUUUUUGAUUAUCUAACUUGAUAUUUUCAGCUUUUCUUUGUUUUCAGAUCAAGCAGGACCGCCAUUUGAAAUAUGUUGGACUCAUACAGUCAGAUGAGCAGGACUCUUGGAUUUUCUUACCUAACACCUUAAAUAAGGGAGGGGAUUUUUGUGAUAUAAACCCCUAGACAGAGAAGACCGUAAAGAGGAUAUUAGAUUGUUAUAUACAAUAUAAUAUAAACAGGAAACAGAAGGAACACAAGGGGAAAUUUAUCACAUCACUUUUGUCUGGAGGUGUUACUCCACUUUUUACACCCCCUCCUUACUGGAGAAAAAUUGCAGCAAUUAUUGCGACUUUUAAAAUAGUUCCAGUUAAUAAAUCUGGCUUAACUCAA